GGCUCCGUCCUGCCGUGACCCUUUCUCCGUCUUGAUGCACAGGGCCUGAGCAGUCGAGCUGCCCCCGCACUGGGUGCCUUUGGUGUCUCGCUGGGUGAAUGAGGGCAUUGCCGGGCACUCCCUCCCUGGGGUUUGGCUCCUGCCCAUGGGGCUGCAGUAGAAAUCACAGGCUGUGAGAGAGCUGGAGCCCAGUUCUGCUCAAAUCUAUUUUGGACUCUGAGCCCCCCUUCCCUUUAGGCCCCCCUAGAGCCCAGCCAGUGCUUAACUAGGCUGGGGGUCUCCGAGGAAGAGUGAAUAGGGGUAGAGGCCCUGGGGAAGGGGCAAGGGGCACUGUUGAGAGCCUGGAAGUCUGAUAGUGGCCCAUCCUCCAUCACUCCUGGGGCCCCUGCCCAGGCAGCCACAGCUCCCGACCACAACAUCCUUUGGGGUUUGGCCUAUAGAGCUGGGGCGGAUGACCCCCAAAUAGCCCUGGCAGAUUCCUGUGACGCGCCCACAACAUGGUCAGGUGCCCCUCACCCCCACCUCCAGGGCACAGCCCGGAGCAUAUAAACAGUGCUGCAGGCUGAAGGGGCAGACAAGCUGAGCCCUGGACAGCAGCCCUAACGCAGCCACUGACAGACGCACCAUGAGGGCCCUCACACUCCUCGCUCUGCUGGCCCUGGCCACACUUUGCCUCGCUGGACUGGCAGAUGCGAAGCCCAGCAGUGCAGAGUCUGACAAAGGUGCAGCCUUCAUGUCCAAGCAGCAGGGCAGUGAGGUGAUAAAAAGACCCAAGCGCUACCUGUAUCACUGGCUGGGAGCACCAGCCCCAGCCCCAGCCCCCUACCCAUACCCGGAUCCCCUGGAGCCCAAGAGGGAGGUGUGCGAGCUCAACCCGGACUGUGACGAGCUGGCUGACCACAUCGGCUUCCAGGAGGCCUAUCGGCGCUUCUACGGCACAGCCUAGGGCAUCCGUCCUGCUGGCGCAGCUGGCAGCCCCAGCUCUGGAUCCUUGCCUCGUCCCUUCCCUUCCCUUCCCCUCACCCUGACCUCCUUGCCCUGUGAGUGUGGGGUCCCCAUCAUCCCAGCUGCUCCAGAAUAAACUCCAGAAGA
Molecule: messenger RNA, 1092 nt
Organism: Microcebus murinus (gray mouse lemur)
Lineage: Eukaryota; Metazoa; Chordata; Mammalia; Primates; Cheirogaleidae
Gene: BGLAP
Product: bone gamma-carboxyglutamate protein
Biological process (GO): response to vitamin K; osteoblast differentiation; bone development
Cellular component (GO): extracellular region
Molecular function (GO): hydroxyapatite binding; calcium ion binding; structural constituent of bone
Source: RefSeq, a predicted model, not a curated record